Messenger RNA from Schistosoma bovis, 1558 nucleotides. NCBI's taxonomy places the organism in Eukaryota, Metazoa, Platyhelminthes, Trematoda, Strigeidida, Schistosomatidae. The record is from the annotation of a GenBank genome assembly.
AUGGUUUUACAAAAAGAUGAAGAUUAUGUGAAUUUUCAACCUGGUGGAACACAUAUAAAAAAAACAAUCGAACCAGAAUGCACAGAGGAAGACCAAAAAGAAAAUAAAAAGGGUGGACGAUGGAAUACCGUUCGUAAACUUGUGACCAGUGCAAGUCAACAUAUUAAUAGUUCACAAAUGUUGAGGUUAUCUAGCAUUUUCUCUAUAUUAGCUCAACGUCAUAAAAAUGUUAUUACAGCUGGUGAUAUACUGCUCGUUAUGAGAGCAUUAGGUGAUGCAUUAACAGAAGCUGAACUACAAGAUUUGAUCUUUGAGUUAGAUGUUGAUCGAGAUGGGAAAUUAGAUUUUUCAGAACUGUGCGCUUUUGUUGUUGAACGAAUAUACAAGAAGAAAUUAGAUCAUGAUUUUGAAGAAUUAUUUCGAAUACUAGAUCAAGAUGGUGAUGGAACACUGUCAAAAGAUGAUUUACGCAGUAUUUUACGCUAUUUUGAACUGGACUUCAGCGAUGAAAUAAUUGAUGAUAUUGUGAAAGAAAUUACUGGGUUUGAAAAUAACCUUAUUACCUAUUCAGGUAAUGAAAAGACUCAUUAAUUUGACAGUGUUUGAAACUAGUUUGUACUGAAAAUAAUGUUGACAAGGCUUUGUCAUUUACUGCGUCUUAGUUGCAUGUACCUCUGAUAUCUCACAAUUGAGAAAUUCAAAAUUAGGGUACACAGGUAUGCAAUAUGUUCAGAAAUAAUUGGUCUGAAGAUAGAGCUAAUUACAGAACGUAGUGUAGCCAUUUACUCAAUGUACGGGCGCAAUCAAGUUUUUCUAUGGCGAUGACGUCACUCAAGUGUUGAGUCAAAAUCUACUUACUUUAUUUAGCAAUUCUACAGUGAAACGCAGUCAUCUGUUUAUGAUGCUGACUUACAUGGUCUCAAAACUGUAUACUUCUGUGUGAAUUGGACACAUCAAAUCAAAAAAGCUGCUGCUUCCAAUUUUUCAGUGGUUAUUCACCAGAUGUUGUCCUAUAGUGAUAAACAUCUUCAAUGUAAAGUAUCUGUGUCAUGCAACCUGGAUCUACUGAUUUUAAUUGUCGAUAGACCAAGAUUAUAUGAAUAUUGAAUUAAAAUAUAAUGAAUGUGUGUGUAGCACUUUCUUGUAGUUAUUCAAGUGAGAACUUUUAGUAAAGUUUAUUCUUAUAUAUAACUAUUUUGGAAUUCGUAACUAAUUUCACAAAUUUUUAUCUAUUUUAUAGAUUUGUUUAAGUUUAUCAUAGAUUCAGACAAGGAGUUUACUAUUACUGAAAUCUUGAACAAUCCUUUAUAAUAUAUGAAGAGAUAAUUAAACUCCAACUUCGUCAAGAAUUCUUAUUUAUUUGACUUAAUAGAUCGUACUCAAAGAAUUCCAUUAAUAAAUGAUGAAUUGUGUUGGAUUUUUAUUUCUUACAGAAUCUUGUUUCCUAGUUUUAGUAACAAGUAAAUUGAUUUAAAUGUUUGUCUCAGUAAUAAUAUUUGUUUUAAAAAGAUAAAACUAACAUAAAUGAUGUGUUGUUGAUAUAGUAGAUAUGUUAUUG